AUGUUUUACGCGCUGCUGGGCAUCCUUACCGCCUUCUGUACCACCGGAAUCGCCCAGCCAAGUCCGGAAGAGCUGGCACCAUUGAUUGCUGGACUCGAGAAUCGUCCUCAUGAGAUUGAAGCACGCGUGCCCUUGUCGACAGAUGACCCUACGGUGGUACCCUUGAUAUCUAUGCAAGUAUUCGCACCACCUUCCACUCCUAGAAAUGGAAAAAGCUGCUCGGUGACUUUGCUCCAGCAUACGUUUGGCGAUGGCUCGUAUAAUACUCCUGCCGUUGUACCUUAUACUCCUCCCACCAACUCCGACUGUGGAGAAAUCGGGAAGUGGGCUACAAUUAGUUUGAACCUUUCCGUUUACUCGAUAGGAACUCAAUACGAUAGACUCAGCGCGGUUUAUCUUUCCCAUUCCGAGAUCUGGCGUCACUCCAGUGCGGAACCAACCAAAACUGGGACGAUCUGGAAUACGGUUAAAGACGUCACACAUUUUGCCGCGCUCUUCUCGAAACCCGGCCCGCUUAUGAUGGACUUCAGCAAUAUCAUCGCUCCAGAUUUGCUUCUUGACGGUGUCUUUAAUGUGACAAUAACAGCAACGUUCAAUGCCCCUACGAAAAGUUUCCCAGCUGCGGUAACUUCGGAUACAAUUAUACCACUAUCCAAUCUGAGCCCAACACUCCCUAACUUCUUCGCGAUCUCGGAUGAUAUCGGGGCCGUAACUAAUGUAAUAUUUCCGAGCUCUGCAAUUGAGGCGUACGUUGAAGUCUUCUGCUCCGGUAAUUCUGCAGAAGAAUUUUGGUAUCUCAAUACCCCGGAUGAAUUCGUCGCAAACUUUCCAGCAUCGACUGGUGUGACUGGCAAAGGCCCAUUCCGCGAAGUCCAAGUCCUCGUCGAUGACAAGAUAGCUGGUGUCGUUUGGCCCUAUGCGGUGAUCUACACUGGCGGAAUUACUCCGUCUAAUUGGCGGCCUUUGACAAGCUAUGGCGCAUACGACCAGCCGACAUACUGGGUCGACAUCACACCCUUCAUUCCACUGCUUGUCGAUAAGACAAACACAACGCAUACUGUAACUCUACGCGUCGUAGGGCAGGGUCUCUCUCCCCCAAGCUACAACUCAAACUGGUUUGUGAGCGGGAGCAUCCACAUUCGAACAGGCACUGGGCCAACCUCUGGCAAGAUGACGAAAUAUGAUGUUCCGCGAUUGGAAAUCGCGACAACGGGUGGGACCAGCGACAGCAAUGCUACGGUUUGGACAAAGGUCGUUGCCCAUCGACGGCUCAAUAUCGAAAGCGAGCUAAUUAUGGGGGAUGGGGGAAAGGUCAAAGCCUCCUUUUCGCAAAACUUGGAUUACAGUAAUGUCGCGCGGUAUAUCGACGAUGGCUGGAUUCAGUGGGGUGUGCAAAGCACAACUGGAACAACUUUGGCUACUCAUCAAGGGAAACAAGUCCUGCGCGACGCGUUUGACUAUCCACUAAGCGUGUUCUCCAACUACUCCCUAUAUUCGCAGGAGUUUGGUAGCUACAAUUCAGAAAUAAACCAAACUCAUAUCCGUGCCCUUCAACAACCGUUCGACGCUUCUCGUCAGCGGACCAUACGGUCAAUACAACAAGCGCGCGGCCAUGUCUGGAUGGAUAACUGGCCCGGACUUCGACAUGCAAUCAAUGCAACAGGCGCGACGGAGCAGUCGUUUGCCUAUAUCGAUGGACGAGGCGAGACCUAUUUUCGGGAGGUCGCUGCAAAGGAUGACGGCUGGAAGAAGGAUCGAGUAUGGGGAUCGUUGAGAAAUGGAAAUCCACCACUCCCACCAACUCAGUUCCGUACAGUGCAUAUGGAAUUGGAGGACAGGCGCAGGCCUUUGAGGACUCACAACAAUCUUAUCGGACGAUGA
Messenger RNA from Mycena indigotica, 1881 nucleotides. RefSeq names its product Peptide-n4-(N-acetyl-beta-glucosaminyl)asparagine amidase a. NCBI's taxonomy places the organism in Eukaryota, Fungi, Basidiomycota, Agaricomycetes, Agaricales, Mycenaceae. The coding region runs from base 1 to 1881 and encodes 626 amino acids. The transcript is spliced from 8 exons. The record is from RefSeq and is a predicted model, not a curated record.